Molecule: messenger RNA, 615 nt
Organism: Rotaria sp. Silwood1
Lineage: Eukaryota; Metazoa; Rotifera; Eurotatoria; Philodinida; Philodinidae
Source: the annotation of a GenBank genome assembly
AUGGGACAUCAAAAGUCAAAAUUCUCCAAUGAUCAAACAAGAGGGAAAGAGUUUACAACAUUAACAUCAAGUCAAAGUCAGUAUAUAUGUCGACAUACAAAUUUAGUUGACAACGAAGUUUAUCGACGACAUCAUGAAUUUUUAAAAAUUUGUAAAGAUGGACAAUUGAUGAAAGAACAAUUCACAAGUAUUUUACAAGAAAUUUGGCCUACUGGAAACGUUCAUAACUUUUCUAAUUAUCUAUUUAAGUUGUGUGAUAAAGAUCAAAAAGGAUUUCUUGAAUUUACCGAAUUUAUUAUUCUUAAUUGUCAAUUGAAUAAUGAUAAAUCGUAUCUUGGCUUUUUGUUUGAUAUGUUUGAUACUCGUCACCAAGGUUCACUUCCUCUGGAACAGAUUGAACUACUCUUCGCAUCUUUGUUCGAACUUAUUGGACAUCCGACAGAUGAACAAUGUGGUGCUAACAUCUCUCAACGACAAAUUGUUCAUUUACUUCAAGUAGUUGAUGAAAGUAAGAGCAAGUGUUUAUCACGUGAUCAAUUUAUGAACAUUGGAAAUACCAACUGGACAGAUGAAGAGAAUGGCAUUGGUACUUUACUUAUAGAACAUUCCUGUUGA